Messenger RNA from Carassius carassius (crucian carp), 1964 nucleotides. RefSeq lists its product as uncharacterized. The transcript has 2 exons. NCBI's taxonomy places the organism in Eukaryota, Metazoa, Chordata, Actinopteri, Cypriniformes, Cyprinidae. The record is from RefSeq and is a predicted model, not a curated record. The coding region runs from base 154 to 1446 and encodes 430 amino acids.
GCGAAUCGCGGAGGCUCCGGGAAGUUUUGUGCUGCUAAAGGCUGUCACAACAGCUACAGGAAGCUCAAAAAUCUUCUUGAUCAAGAGUGUUAUGAUCACAAGCCAACAAUAAGAGCAGAAUGUAAAUGCCCAAGACCAUUUAAAUUGCACAAGAUGCCAUCCGACGACGACGGUAAAAGACAGUGGCUCGCAGCACUUAAUUUGAAAUGCCCGCCUCGUAACGUCCAUGUAUGCUCAUUCCACUUUGUGGACAGACAACCAACGACAGAAAAUCCAUAUCCUGAACUUUGGCUUGGAUAUGAUCGUCCAUUAAGUAAGAAGAGAAGACGACGAACGUGGUCGGACGAAGGAGCUGGUGUUAACCCAGAGCAACAUGUAAUGGAUGAGAUGAGACCUGUAGAAGAGAGUCUUGCAUCUGUCCCCAGUCCCAAGCAAACAGAUGUAGAUGACAGCAGCUGUACAUCUAAAACCUUUACCUCUGUUGGAACACAGUGGGAAGACCACAUCUUCGAGGAGCAUUGUUAUAUUAAGAGACAACACAGUAUAACUUAUGUAAACCAGUCAACGCAGUGCGAUACAUUCAAGCCUCUAACUCUGAUGAAUGACUAUGACUCAAAUCUCUACACUGGGCUCCCUCUCCACACAUUUCAUACCCUUGUAGCUGUUCUGCGUCCCCAUGAGAAUCUGGCUUACCAGACUGAAAUUGAACAGCAAAUCUUGCUCACAUUAAUGAAGCUGAAAUUAAACCUGUUGAUAGAAGAUCUUGCCAUUCGAUUCCGUAUAUCAGUGAGUCAAGUGAGCAAGAUAAUUUCUUUUUGGAUUGACACCAUGGCUGCAGUCUUAAAGGAACUGAUACCAUGGCUCCCCAAAGAGACAAUCAGGGCCACAACACCAGAGGCAUACAAGCAACAUUAUCCCAAUGUUACCUGUAUCUUAGACUGCAGUGAAAGUGAAGUCCAAAGACCAGGGAACCUAGACUCAAGGUCUGAAUCAUACAGCCACUACUAUGCUUGCAACACCAUCAAGUAUUUAGUGGCUAUUGCACCAUGUGGUCUAGUAAUGUUUAUAUCUGCAGCAUAUGGGGGACGCUGUAGUGACAAAUUCAUCACGUGUGAUUCUGGCAUUCUCGAAUACCUCCAUCCAGGAGAUGAAGUGAUGGUGGACAGGGGUUUUUUGAUUAGAGACUUGUUGUUUGAAAGAAAAGUCAAUAUGAUAAUUCCUCACUUUGCCAACAAAAUGCAGCUAACAGAAGAAAAAGUCACAUGUAGCCGCAGGAUUGCAAAUGUAAGGAUACAUGUUGAACGUGCAAUUAGGAGACUGAAAGUAUACAAGGUGUUAUCACAAACCUUGCCUAUCACCCUUAUGCCAAAGAUAGAUAAAAUUCUGCGUAUAUGUGCAGCUUUAGUGAAUUUGCGUGGUGAUCUAAUCCGUGAAGCAGAUAAUUAAGUUAUUUUAAAAUGAAAUGUUGUCUUCUUCAACUCGCUCUCAUGAUUUAUUUUGAAGAAUGUUGGUAACCAGACAGUUGAUAGUAAUCAGACUUCCAUAGUCUUUUUUUUUUCACUAUGAAGUCAAUGGUUACCAUCAACUGUCUGGUUACCAACAUUCUCCAAAAUAAAUCAUUGUUCAACAGAAGAAAAAAACUAUACAAGUUUGGACUGACAUGACGGUGAGAAAAUAAUGACAAGAUUUUAAUUUCUGGAUUAACUUUUCAUUUGAUGCUCACACUGCUGCAUUAGUCAUGUACAUAUAUGUAUAUAUGUGUUUAAUAACAAUACUUGACAUUUUAACUUCUCAAAAAUCCAUCUCAGUGUGUUUUCUGUUUCCUUGUGCUAUGUACAUAUAUACACUUUAAUCUAAUAUAAAUAAAUAACACGCAAGACUUUCUAAGUGCAAACCCUGUAAACAAGAAAAUAUCACAUACAUAAAAAAAAUGUUAAAACUUGCCUUGACACAAUAAAAACUUU